GCAAUAAAAUAGUGAGCGGCGGCCGGCCAUAUCCUGUUCUUGCUCUUGUCCGUCGGAUGGGGCGCCUACGAGCUUCAUUAUUGCUGGACUUGGGAUUUUAUCUUAAAAUCGUCAAUUUCCGCCGCCGCCGCCGCCGCAAACUGUGGGCCUCGUUCCCCGUUUUCAUAGACAAGCCGAAGUCCAGACUUCCCUCAACUUCUUUCUUUUUAGUUUGUUCAAGUCCCAAGACAGGCAGAAGCCAGGCAAAUCGUCGCACUUGAAACAGGUUUAUCUCUUGGGAGCUCCCACCUCCUGGCUUUCUCAAGGUGAAUUUCGAUAAUAGUGUUAGGGUGGAUGGUUGUCGCGGUAUUGGUUUUGUUAUUAGGGAUCAGCAAGCCAAGCUAAUGGCUGCCGGAGGUCGGCGGAUCUUCGAUCAGUCCGUCAUUGGUGCCGAGGUCAGAGCUGCCUGAGAGGGUGUCUCCUAUGCGAGACGGAUGCUGGGGAUGGAUCGCAUCAUUCUUGAGGGAGAUUCUGCGGUGGUGAUUGAGGAGAUUCUGGGUCCCGAAAGUGCUGUUAGGAGGAUGCGGCUGCUCCACGAUAUUUGUCGAUUACUUGACAAAUGUGAUGCUUUUCGGGUGAUCCAUAUAUUCAGAGAAGCCAACAGUGCGGCGGAUUGGGUAGCAUCAUAUAUGGCUCAUCACUCUGAAGGCUUUAUAUAAGAUAACCACGUUUUUGCUUUAUCUUUCUUGCAUUGUAUUUUGUUGGCUCGCUCUUUGGACUGUACUCGCGCAUGUUGUGUGUGGGCUACCGAUUUACCAGAAAAAAGAAAAAAAAGAAAAAGAAAACUGUGCUGGCCCGAACCAUAAGCACAUCCCACGCUCUAUAAAUGCAACGUUUCCUUCCACCCACGCCUCCAUGUCAACCGAAGCCCGCAGAGCUCUCUCAAUUCUCUGAGUCCAUGGCUUCUCCCUUCCCCGCCUCCCUCUUCUCCCUCCCCCUCCUCCUCUUCUUCCUCUCCACCACAAUAGCCCAUGCCAAGGUUCAGACCUUCAGCUAUGUCAACGAGGGAGAAUUCGGCCCCUACAUAACGGAAUACGACGCCAACUACCGCGUCCUCCCCAUAGCCGCCUCCCCCUUCCAAAUGGCCUUCUACAACACCACCCCCAACGCCUUCUACCUCGCCCUCCGCAUGGGCACCACCCGCUCCGAGUCCACCUUCCGCUGGGUCUGGGAGGCCAACCGCGGCCGCCCCGUCCGUGAGAACGCCACCUUCUCCCUCCUCUCCGACGGCAACCUCGUCCUUGCCGAUGCCGAACGCCGCGUCGUCUGGUCCACCGGCACCGCCAACAAAGGCGUCGUCGGCCUCAAGAUCCUCCCCAGCGGCAACAUCGUCCUCUACAACGCCAAGGGCCGGUUCCUGUGGCAGAGCUUCGACCACCCCACCGACACCCUUUUGGUCGGCCAGUCCUUAUAUGUCGGCGGGCCGACAAAGCUCGUCAGCCGCAAAUCCACCACCGACGGCUCCUUCGGAAACUACAUCCUCGUGCUAGAGUCCGGUGGACUAGCUAUGUACAUCAACGAUCUCACCCCAAAACCACUUCCUUACUACAACUACUCUGACGGUAUACUCGGCUUCAGCGGGAAUUCGGUGAAAUUGGAAAGCGAGCCGGAGACGGAGGACGCCUUCGCGUAUGAAGUGAGGCUGGUGGAGAAUCAGGGCACGAUCAUACUGGCAAGGCCCAAAUACAACGCCACCCUAUCGUUCCUAAGAUUGGACGUGGAUGGAAACCUGGUGGUGUACACCUACUACGACCCGGUGGACUACCGGGCGUGGGAGGAGACCUUCGCCUUCUUCUCGGACGAGAUUGGGAGGCUGAGCGGGUGCGCCCUGCCGAGCAAGUGCGGCGACUUCGGGGUGUGCGAGGAUGAUAUGUGCGUCGCCUGCCCAUCGCCCACGGGAUUGUUGGGUUGGAGCAAGGGAUGCGCGCAGCCGAGUCUGAGGGCUUGCAAAGGAGGAGCAGGGGUGGGGUAUUAUAAGGUGGUGGCGGUGGAGAACUUUUUGACCAGUUACAGUGAAGGGGAGGGGGUGGUGAAAGUGGAGGAGUGCAAGAGGAGGUGCGGCUUGGAUUGCGAGUGCGUGGGGUUCCUGUACUGGGAGAAGGAGUCGAGGUGCUGGCUGGCUCCGGUGCUCGGGACGCUUGCCAAGGUCGAUGAUUCCUUGCACGUGGCUUAUGUCAAGUAUAUCAAGUGAGGAAAGCGAAUCUUUUUGAUGCGUGUGUAACCGUGUAUUGUAAUUUCGAUGCCAGUCAUGAAUGGAUAACGACGAACAAUAAGACCAGUCAAACAGAAAUCGUGGUCAGGGUUUAUCGUGAUGGAAGCAU
This is a messenger RNA of Phoenix dactylifera (date palm), 2360 nucleotides long. Its product is annotated as EP1-like glycoprotein 2. Lineage: Eukaryota; Viridiplantae; Streptophyta; Magnoliopsida; Arecales; Arecaceae. The record is from RefSeq and is a predicted model, not a curated record.